CUGAACUCGAACCAUCCAGACGUGUGUUUCCAAUAGGUUAUGGGCCCAGACCCAACGCAGUAAAACAAAAUGGCUACUAGUUCUGCAAAUAAUUUACCGUCGAUUGAAAGGCUUGUUGGUCGCGAAAAUUGGCCAACGUGGAAGUUUGCUGUAGAAACUUUCCUUGAGCUGGAGGACCUGUGGCAGGCGGUAAAACUGGAAGAUGAGACGAAAGUGGACAAGCAGAAGUGCCGGAAAGCGAGAGCAAAAAUUAUUUUACUGUUGGACCCGAUCAAUUACGUCCAUGUUAAAGAUGCGGAAACUGCGCGGGACGUGUGGAAGAAGCUGGAAGCAGCGUUCGAGGAUACGGGACUAACGCGUCGUGUAGGACUUCUAAGGAAAUUCGUCAACACAACGUUAGCAUCGUGUGCGUCUAUGGAAAGUUUCGUGAACGACAUAGUGGGUACAGCACACCAGUUGCGUGGUAUUGGUUUCGACAUCAGUGAAGAGUGGAUCGGCACGUUACUUCUCGCCGGGUUACCUGAUGAGUACAAGCCGAUGAUCAUGGCGCUAGAAAAUUCUGGAACGGCGAUAACUUGCGAUAUCAUAAAAGCUAAGUAGCUGCAGGAAUACAAAUCGAGUGCGUCAUCUGAAAAGGCGGUCUUUCUUGGAACGACGAAGCAUCAAUGGCAGCCGAGAAAUCAACAAGGUGCACCAUCGAAGCAGA
Molecule: messenger RNA, 706 nt
Organism: Anopheles merus
Lineage: Eukaryota; Metazoa; Arthropoda; Insecta; Diptera; Culicidae
Exons: 2
Coding region: 70-600 (176 amino acids)
Source: RefSeq, a predicted model, not a curated record